Molecule: messenger RNA, 883 nt
Organism: Dermochelys coriacea (leatherback sea turtle)
Lineage: Eukaryota; Metazoa; Chordata; Testudines; Dermochelyidae
Product: melanoma-associated antigen 10-like
Exons: 3
Coding region: 183-518 (111 amino acids)
Cellular component (GO): nucleus
Source: RefSeq, a predicted model, not a curated record
UCCUUACCCCUCUGCCACCCUGGAGCCAGAUGGAAGCGGGCACCCCCUAGAGGGGAAAGGCCCCCUGCCCCAUUCCCUUAGCCAGCUCUCGUCCUAGCAAAGAGAGUUUCUGGGACCCAAAUCCCUUCCCUACCCUGCCCGUUCUGCUCUGCUCCUCUUCCACCUCUGCCCAGGUGGAAAACAUGGCCAUGGAGGAGGACUAUGUGCAGACCCAGACCCAGACCCAGACCCAGACCACCAGCCAGGUGCAGCGGAACUUGGAGAGAUUCUCAGGGGCUCAAGUGGAUCAGAAGGUGAAUGAAUUGGUGCAAUUCCUGCUGAUCAAGGAUCAGAAGAAAAUCCCCAUCAGAUGGGUAGAUAUUCUGAAGAACGUCAUCAAAGACAACAAAGAGGUCUACUGUGAGAUCAUUAACCGAGCCAGCAGGACGCACUCUUCUGUAGCAGUGCCAGGCGCUAGGGGAUGCCGUGCUGUGGGGUGGGGUGCAGGGGCUCCCCUGCCCAUCAGUGCCAGGUGGUAGGGAGCACCCUGCUGCAUGAGGGACCAUCUUUCCACUGAGCGAUCUUUAAACAUUGCUCAAAACCGUUAUGUUUGCCUUGGUGUGCUGAGUCGGUCUUGGCUACUUUAUUUUUCAGCCCUUUCCUCUUGCCCCUCCCCUCCUAAUGUCAGGAAUAGAACCCAGGUGUCCUGGUUCCCAGGCCCCUUGUUCUAACCAUUAAACUUUACUUACCUCUUUGUCAGGGUUAAAAGACAGGAGUCCUGGCUCCCAGACCUCCUUGCUCUAGCCCCUAGAUGUCAGUCCCUUCCCAAUGUCCGAGAGAGAAUAUGAGAAUGGCCAGACUGGGUCAGACCGACGGUCCAUCUAGCCCAGUGUCCUGUCUUCCG